Messenger RNA from Anolis carolinensis (green anole), 3877 nucleotides. RefSeq lists its product as uncharacterized. The coding region runs from base 1999 to 3477 and encodes 492 amino acids. Lineage: Eukaryota; Metazoa; Chordata; Lepidosauria; Squamata; Anolidae. The record is from RefSeq and is a predicted model, not a curated record. The transcript has a single exon.
GGAAGAGGUAAGUCAGGCAAUGCAGGACGUGGAGUGACUGGUUUUCCGCAACCCCCCAGGGACCCCACAACUAUGCCACGAUGUGUGGCAAAUCCCAAUACCAGUGUGAUAAGGUUGCAUGUCUCUCAAUAUCCAAAAGAUUGCCAUCAUCCAUGACACGAGAAACCAGGUGUCAAAAGGGUGGAAACAUUCAAUGUUUGGAUUAUCUCUGCUGCAGCAGGCAAAAGCAUAACUUAGGAAAAGGGUGAAAGUUGGACAUUGUGAAGCUUGCAAAGUGGCAGCCAAAGACUGAGGGAAAUGAGGCACCACUAUAGAAACAACAGGAGCAGGGUCCCACAGAGUCAGGGUGGCAAGGAUGGGGAAAAGGUGAUUGAUGGUUUAGGAUCACAGAAAUAGGAAUGGGAACGCACUCCAAGACUUUAGGAAAUGUUGCUUCAGGGUGGACUCCCAAGGAAGAAAGGUUCCUCAAGAAAAGAGGCUAAACCGCUCUCCUUCAGGCAGGCAAUAUUUCCCAUGGACCCAAGUAUUCCAUUGUUUUGAAUGCUUUUUCCAUGGGUCGACUCUGAAUCUUCCAAUGAUUUCCAAGGUCAAAUGAGCUCUAGUUGGGUCAGAUUUUAAUUCUUUUUCUGGCAGCUGGGUAACUAGGCCACUUCUUGUCAUAUAUUUCUGCAAAGCAUCGCAGCUGCAUGCCAAUCUAGCUGAGCAGCUGACCUUCCUCCCACAACUGGUACAUCCAUCCCAUGGACCUGUUUUGACGGUGUCCCCUAUGCACUCUCCCAUCUUUUCUAAUCUGGAGCUCACAACUUAAUGCUUAGGACACUCAGAACCUCCCCUCAAACACCAUUUCCAUGAAGCUGGCCGGAAGACUCACCCUAAUCAUAGCAUGCCCAGUAUGCACCAGUAAGGGAAGGGAAGCAGGUUUGGGCUAAUCUGUCUGCCUGCCUUUGUUGUAUCCCAGAAAAGCCCAAUUGAACAUAUUAGAACCUGCUGCAAAUCAUCCUGUGGACACACUGAUUAUGAAUAACCACAACCACAACAACAACAAUCAUAAUCAUAAUCUUUUAUUUAUUGCUCUAUUUGGCCUGAGGGAAGACACAACCUAGUUAAAUACAUCUAUCAAACCACAUAAGGAAACAGGGUUGUUGUAUGUCUUUUGGGCUGUGUGGCCAUGUUCCAGAAGCAUUCUCUCCUGACGUUUCGCCCACAUCUAUGGCAGGCAUCCUCAGAGGUUGUGAGGUAUGGAGAAAACUAAGCAAAGAGGUUAAUAUAUAUCUGUGGAGAGUCUAGGGUGAGAGAGGUCAGUGUGAAUGUGUAGUUAAUCACUUAAAUUAGCAUUGAAAAGCUUAUCUGCUGUCUUCUUCCUGCCUCUGGGGCAUCCUUUGUUUAGAGUCGUUAACUGCCCUUGGUUGAUUCAUGUCUGGAAACCCUCUGUUUUCAGAGUAUUGCUUUUUAUUUACUGUUCUGAUUUUUGAGUUUUGUAAUACUGGUAGCCAGAUUUUGUUCAUUUUCAUGGUUUCUUCCUUUCUGUUGAAGUUGUCCACAUGCUUGUGGAUUUCAAUGGCUUCUCUGUGUAGUCUGACAUGAUAGUUGUUAGAAUGGUCCAGCAUUUUUGUGUUCUCAAAUAGUAUUCUGUGUCCAGGCUGGUUCAUCAAAUGCUCUGCUAUGGCUGAUUUCUCUGGUUGAAUUAGUCUGCAGUGCCUUUCAUGUUCUUUGACUCUUGUUUGGGCGCUGCGUUUGGUGGUCCCUAUGUAGACUUGUCCACAGCUGCAUGGUAUCCGGUAGACUCCUGCAGAAGAGAGAGGAUCCCUCUUGUCCUUCGCUGACCGUAGCAUUUGUUGGAUUUUCUUCGUGGGUUUGUAGAUAGUUUGUAGGUUGUGCUUCUUCAUCAGCUUCCCUAUGCGGUCAGUAGUUCCCUUGAUGUAUGGUAAGUACACCUUUCCUCUGGGUGGAUCUUUGUCUUGACUCUCAUGGCUUGUUCUUGGCCUUGCAGCUCUUCUGAUGUCUGUGGUGGAGUAUCCAUUGGCCUGUAGAGCCCAGUUUAGGUGGUUGACUUACAACCUGGCAAAAUUUCUGGCUACACAGCUACAAACCCACAUUGGGCUCACUGCACAUUAUAUCAAGGACUCUACACACUUUAUAGAAAAGAUCAGCAACCUCAAUCUAAGCACCAAGGACAUCCUGAUCAGCUUUGAUGUGGUGUCCCUUUUUACCAAAGUCCCAGUAGCUGACACCCUCACACUAAUCAAACAAAACUUCCCAGAAGACAUCACAGCCCUGUUUCACCAUUGCCUCACCACUAGCUACUUUCAGUGGGACACUGGAUUCUAUGAACAGAAGGAUGGAGUGGCCAUGGGGAGCCCUCUCAGCCCAGUAGUAGCAAAUUUCUAUAUGGAAUACUUUGAAAAACAGGCCCUAGAAACAGCACCAAAAAAGCCAACUGUUUGGUUCAGAUACGUAGAUGACACCUUCACGAUUUGGAGCCAUGGAGAGGAAGAACUCAGCAAGUUCCUGGACCAUCUUAACAGCAUCCACCCAAACAUCCAAUUCACCAUGGAAAAAGAAAAGGAAGGAAAACUGCCAUUUCUAGAUGUUCUGGUCAUCCGCAAACCCAAUCAACAAUUGGGCCACACAGUUUACAGAAAACCUACACACACAGAUAGAUACCUUCAUAAAAACUCCAACCAUCACCCAAGUCAAAAAAGGAGCACAAUCAAAGCCCUGACAGACCGUGCACAAAGAAUCUGCGAACCUCACCUCCUCCAAGGUGAACUCAACCACCUAAACUGGGCUCUACAGGCCAAUGGAUACUCCACCACAGACAUCAGAAGAGCUGCAAGGCCAAGAACAAGCCAUGAGAGUCAAGACAAAGAUCCACCCAGAGGAAAGGUGUACUUACCAUACAUCAAGGGAACUACUGACCGCAUAGGGAAGCUGAUGAAGAAGCACAACCUACAAACUAUCUACAAACCCACGAAGAAAAUCCAACAAAUGCUACGGUCAGCGAAGGACAAGAGGGAUCCUCUCUCUUCUGCAGGAGUCUACCGGAUACCAUGCAGCUGUGGACAAGUCUACAUAGGGACCACCAAACGCAGCGCCCAAACAAGAGUCAAAGAACAUGAAAGGCACUGCAGACUAAUUCAACCAGAGAAAUCAGCCAUAGCAGAGCAUUUGAUGAACCAGCCUGGACACAGAAUACUAUUUGAGAACACAAAAAUGCUGGACCAUUCUAACAACUAUCAUGUCAGACUACACAGAGAAGCCAUUGAAAUCCACAAGCAUGUGGACAACUUCAACAGAAAGGAAGAAACCAUGAAAAUGAACAAAAUCUGGCUACCAGUAUUACAAAACUCAAAAAUCAGAACAGUAAAUAAAAAGCAAUACUCUGAAAACAGAGGGUUUCCAGACAUGAAUCAACCAAGGGCAGUUAACGACUCUAAACAAAGGAUGCCCCAGAGGCAGGAAGAAGACAGCAGAUAAGCUUUUCAAUGCUAAUUUAAGUGAUUAACUACACAUUCACACUGACCUCUCUCACCCUAGACUCUCCACAGAUAUAUAUUAACCUCUUUGCUUAGUUUUCUCCAUACCUCACAACCUCUGAGGAUGCCUGCCAUAGAUGUGGGCGAAACGUCAGGAGAGAAUGCUUCUGGAACAUGGCCACACAGCCCGAAAGACAUACAACAACCCUGUGAUCCCGGCCAUGAAAGCCUUCGACAACACACAUAAGGAAACUUAGUUAAAUGGAACCUGAAAAGCAUAUUUUAAAAACAUGCACAUAUUAAAAUACAGAAACACAGAAUAUGAUGUAAAAGUGAUAGUUAAAACAGACUGGGUAGGCUUUACAAAAGAGAUGGGCAACUAGUGGAAUCACUCCUAGAUG